This is a messenger RNA of Culex quinquefasciatus (southern house mosquito), 1709 nucleotides long. Its product is annotated as oocyte zinc finger protein XlCOF6. The transcript has 7 exons. Gene Ontology annotation, molecular function: DNA-binding transcription factor activity, RNA polymerase II-specific; RNA polymerase II transcription regulatory region sequence-specific DNA binding. Gene Ontology annotation, cellular component: nucleus. Gene Ontology annotation, biological process: regulation of transcription by RNA polymerase II. Bases 149 to 1618 code for a protein of 489 amino acids. The record is from RefSeq and is a predicted model, not a curated record. Lineage: Eukaryota; Metazoa; Arthropoda; Insecta; Diptera; Culicidae.
UUUGUUUGUAAACAUUUAAACACAACAGUUCGCUUAUCGUUUGGGUUUUUUUUUGUGCAAAAUAACUUUGUAAGACGGCACUAUUCAUCACAUAAACGAACAUAUUUCGUUUCUUUCUGACGACUUUACUUGAAAAUCAACCUCCACUAUGGCCGAAAUUACGGUGAAAACGGAGCCCGGUUACGAAAUGCACUCCUCCCUGGAGGAUCAGCAAACGCAGCAGGAGGAAUCUAAGGCCACGACUUCUUUCUGUUACGAAACUGUGACGAAGGAAGAAGUAAUACUGGAAGACGAAUUUGUUUCACCAGAAGAGGAGAGCGCAACCAAGCAAGAUAUGUUUUGCGAAGAAUGCAACAAAUCGUUCACAAAUCGAGCGCUUUUCAGAACUCACAAGUAUAAACAUAAGGUUGUCAAAGAGGGAAAGUAUACCUGCCAAAUCUGCGAUAAGUGCUUUAGAGACAAAUAUGCUCUGACCAUUCACCUGCAGGGCAUUCAUCUGGUGUCCAAGCUCACUAAAAACAAAAAGAACGAAGAAUUGAACGAACCGGAUGUUAAACAGUUUCCAAAAACCAUCACGAACGAAAAUGGACAAUUCAAAUGCACCGAGUGUGACGAGAGAUUUGAGUUCCAGUACCUGCAGCAGCGACACAUUCGAAGGCAUUCGGCAUUGAAGCAAGGGUUGUACAAGUGCGAAGAGUGCAAUAAGGCCUUUGCUACGCCCAGUGAAAUCAAAAGUCACCUCAAACGAGCUCACGAGAAACAUGCACAGAAGAGUUCGGAAGUUUCCGUGCAGGAAGAGGAUGGAGUGUUUAUCUGCAGUAAAUGUAACAGGAAGUUUGAGGAGCGACACUUGUGCCAGCAACAUAUUUUGAGACAUUUGGCACUGAUGAAGGAACGGGUUUUCACUUGCUCCAAGUGUCCUAAGAAAUUCAUAUCAGAAAAAUAUCUCGAAAAACAUGAAGCAUGGCACGAAGUUAAAGCAGCUCGUGUCGAACAAUGUGAAAUGGUGAAAUGCGACGAGUGUAACAGGGAAUUCCGAAAUAAGCUCCUGUUGUCUCGACAUAUUCGCAGGCACAAGCUCAUAAAAGAAGGCAAAUUCCUUUGCGAGAUUUGUGACGCGCGAUACACAGCCAAGCGGCAGUUGAUGAAACACGCAGAGAAGCAUAAGAAGAAUCCGUACCUGCCGUCAUUCGAGCCUCCCGUUGUAAUUGAACGGAACAACCACAGCGCGUUCAAGUGUCCGGACUGUGGCAUGGUAUUCACCGUUCGACGUGCGUAUGACAAUCAUGCGCAGAGGCAUGUAAAUUUACGAAAUGGCACGUACAAGUGCGACAUUUGUGAGAAGGUGUGCGGAUCAGAAAACAAUCUGUACAAUCAUAUGCGGCGCCACCGAAUUGGCGAAAUAAAGGAAAUUUCUGAGCCGAGAGAUCUUCCGUUUGAUUGUCCCAAGUGUGAUAAGAAGUUUGGCAAGAAGCAUCUUUUGAAAAGACACACCAAAGUGCACGAGGCGAUAGAAAAGGGUCUCUACAAGUGCAAGACUUGUUUGAAGUACCUAGGAUCAUCUGCCUCGCUUGCGAUACACGAACAGGGACACACUGGCAAGACCGCAAAGGAUUAACACGUUCUGGAUGUUACUGAAUCUCAGUCGCUCAAAGAAUUACGUCGAAAUGCAAACUUAAUUAAAAAUAAAUAUAAUUCAUUGAGAUCAA